This is a messenger RNA of Myripristis murdjan (pinecone soldierfish), 1322 nucleotides long. It is a transcript of the gene slc25a21, whose product is annotated as solute carrier family 25 member 21. Lineage: Eukaryota; Metazoa; Chordata; Actinopteri; Holocentriformes; Holocentridae. The transcript is spliced from 11 exons. The coding region runs from base 207 to 1106 and encodes 299 amino acids. The record is from RefSeq and is a predicted model, not a curated record.
AGCAGUUUGGUGGUAAUUGAUUCCAUAUUAGCCUAGCCUAGCCUCUUCAGCGCUGGGAGAGAUACAGAGCCGCUGCUGCGCUUUUCUCUGCUGCGCCUGGAAACUGAGCAGGCAACGUUUGUCUGUACGCCCGCAGGACGAGACACACAACCGAGCGCACACGUCAAAGUGGCCAAAACUCAGGAAAACAACGGGGAAGCUGAAAAAUGACAACCAAAAAGCCGCAAAGUUUACUACGCGAGGCAUCUCAUCAGAUUAUUGCCGGUGGAUCCGCUGGUCUGGUGGAGAUUUGCCUGAUGCAUCCCCUGGAUGUGGUGAAAACGAGGUUCCAGAUCCAGAGGGGAAGCAGUGACCCCAACAGCUACAAGAGCCUGGGUGAUUGUUUCCGGACCAUCUUUCGCAAUGAGGGCAUCUUUGGCUUCUACAAGGGAAUCCUUCCUCCAAUUCUUGCAGAGACGCCAAAGCGAGCAGUGAAGUUUUUCACCUUUGAGCAAUACAAGAAGCUGCUGAAUCGCACCCCGUUGUCUCCUGGUGUGGCAUUGUCUGUAGCAGGGCUGGGUGCAGGCUUGACCGAGGCUGUCGUCGUCAAUCCGUUUGAAGUGGUGAAAGUCAGUCUCCAGGCUAACAGAGAUUCCUUCAAAGAGCAACCCUCCUCAUUUGCCCAGGCACGCCGCAUCAUUAAGACAGACGGCUUUGGACUGAGAGGCCUGAAUAAAGGGUUGACGUCAACACUGGGACGCCACGGUGUUUUCAACAUGAUCUACUUUGGCUUCUACUUCAAUGUCAAGGAUGCCUUUCCUACCAGCCCGGAUCCUGGCCUAGAGUUCCUGAGAAAGUUUACCAUUGGCCUGGUAUCCGGCACCAUCUCCUCCUGUGUGAACAUUCCCUUCGACGUGGCCAAGAGCCGCAUCCAAGGCCCCCAGCCGGUACCAGGAGAGAUCAAGUACCGCACCUGCUUCCAGACCAUGGCGCUGGUGUACCGGGAAGAAGGGUACUUGGCUCUGUACAAGGGGUUGGUGCCCAAAAUAAUGAGGCUUGGACCAGGUGGGGCGGUGAUGCUGCUUGUCUACGAGUAUGUUUCCGGAUGGCUGCAGAGAAACUGGUAGAGGACGAGAAAAGAAACCCAACACAGUGCCUUAUGGAUCUCAACUCAAUUCCAAUAUUUUUGACUGAUCCCACAAAAUGUCAGACCAAAGUUUGUUUUUGUUUUGUUUUUUAUCUACCUUGUAUGCACAAUAUUACUAUGCAUAGUAAACACAUCUCCUAAAACUGGGACAAACACACCAGAUUAGCAUUUCAGUGGAACUAUCAGGGGGAAAAAA